AUGAGUUCUUGGAUGAAUGAGGCAGCUACUGUCCAGAACCAUAAUGGCAACAACCCAUUCCCUCACAUGAACGAUCCCAACAGUCUCGGUGGAAAUCCGACAAUGAUGGAUCCUGCCGCAUUUAUGGCCAAUCCAGGCCAGUUCAAUCCUGCCGCUGCCCAGUUCGCCAAUCCACAACAAAUGGCAGCCGCGAUGCAAAAUGGCCAGAUGCGCAAUGCGUCGCCCGGCUUUCAAAACCCUGUAUAUCAGACCAACUCGGUCGUUCCUUCGAAAAGGCCGCGCCCGCGAGAUGACAGUAUGGGCGCGUCACCAAGACAAAAUCCCGGCAUGCUUCCGACGUCGCGCGCUGACACGCCUCAGCAAUCGCAGUUUCCAGGCGGGUUUCAACAAAAUGCCAUGGGACAACCUUCUGCUCAAUCUCAACAAUACCCUCAUUUACAACCUAAUGGGUCGGCAAACGCGUCGCCGUCACCCGUAAUGGCCGGGAACCAAUUGCGACCUGGUAGUGUGCCUCAACGCGUCAACACGGCGUCUCCACAUCCUUUUUCACCGGCUUCGCAACAAUUUGGACCUCAAGCAUCACCGGUACCAUCAGAACAUGGCGGUACGCCUCAGCCAAAUCCCUACAUGCAACCCCAAAAUUUUCCGCAAGGGUUCAACCCCAACUAUACGCCGUCGCCGUCGCCCGCACGACCCCCUUCGACCCAAAACCCCAUGGCACCUCAAAUGAUGGCGCAACAGAUGGCGCAGAUGCCGCAGCAGAUGCAACAGCAGAUGCAGCAGAUGCAUCCUAAUCAGAUGGCCCAGAUGCAGCAGAUGCAGCAGUUACACCAGCAGAUGCAACAAGCUGGGCGUAGUAUGGAUCCUGCGCAACAACAGAAGAUGAUGUAUCAGAUGCAGCUUCAGCGUCAGCUUCAGCAGGGUAACAUGUCUGGAAAUAUGGCAGGUAAUAUGGCCAUGGCGGCGCAAAUGCAGGCGGCACAAGCUGCGCAAGCUGUGCAAGCUCAGAACAUGGCCGCAGGUCGCGGCAUGAUGCCCACCAAGCCUGGAAUGCCCAUGCCUAACGGGCAGAUGCCUCCCAACAACAUGAAUCCGCAGCAACCUCAGAUACCCAGGGGCACCAAUCCAGACAGCUUCAUGAAGAACCUCACGACAUUUAUGACGGUCCAGAAUCUCCCUUUAGACCCUAAUCCUAUCAUCGAAGGUCGGCCGCUGCAUCUUAUGCAGCUUUUUAUGAUGGUUAGCAAAUUUGGAUUCUACAGAAAUGUCAUGCAGCGUAACAUGUGGUCGCAAGUGUCACAAGCGGUUGGCUUUAAUCCUGUACAAUACCCUUCUGCGCCAAUGCAUAUCAAAACUAUCUACGAGCGAAAUCUGUUGAAGUUCGAGGAGGCAUGGAAAAAACAGAAAGGACAAGGUCAAGGUCAAGGCCAAACUCAGCAGCAGAUGGUGAAUCCUGCUAUGGCUGGCCAGCCCGGUCAAGCAACUCCGCAAAGGAUGGGUCCUCAAGGGCAGAUGCAGCAGCAAGGCCAACAGCCCAUGCAGCCUGGUCAACCGCUCCAGAUGCAACAAGCCCAAACACCGGUCAAGCAGAUGGCCCCGGGCAUGCCACAAGUCAAUGGUUUCUCGACACCCCAGCCAAUAUCACAGCAACCACCAAACAUGGCGCAGGGGCACAUGAGGAACAGCCUCUCAAGAAGCGUUGAAGGGACACCUGUUACAGGCGAAUUUGCCAUACCCUCUCCUUCUGCUAAGCCUGGAAGUAUUUCCAUGCAAAUCCCACCUGGACAAAUACCAGACGGUCUCCCAGCCAACUCCACGGCAGCUUUCCAAGCGCCACCAGUGGUAUCGGAUCCGGACGAAUACAGUGUCUGCUCGCGCGAAAUGAAUCAAGACCUCUAUGGUGGUUAUGACAUGAAGUCCAUCAAGGAACUUGGUGCUCAACUGGAACAAUGGCGUCCCGAUGUUCCACCAGCCUUGGAACUGGGACUGAUAGAUAUCACCGCUCUUACCAGGAGUCUCCAGAGUGGAAUACAUGCUGAGGUGCGUUUAGCAUUGGAUACUCUUGGUACUGUCACACACGAAUCUGGACGAAACAUGACCUUGAUGAUUGAUCUCAGAGGCUGCGAUGAUUUGGUAGAGUCUUUGAUCGAUUGCGCUGAAGAACAGGUCGAUAUACUCGCGGAAGGCACAAAGCCCGUUUCCGAUGAGGUCGACCUGGCAAGCUACGAAGACAUUAUGCGGCAGUGUCGACAAGAACAGCGCUUCCUAAGAAAAGUGAAUGUCUUUGGCGAUGCCGAUUACGAACUCGACCACGCAGCCGACAGGCUGAUAGCCAUAACGACAAUACUGAGGAAUUUAUCUUUCCACGACGGCAAUUUUGAACUCCUUGCCGACGAGGUUGUGAUUAAAUUCCUCUGCAGUACAAUCAGAUCACUCGGAACGCUUGAGACUCUUCUCAGGUCUCCUAAGAACACUCUGGACUUCAUGAAGGAUGUUGUCAUUCUCUUGUCCAACAUCGCUGGGUCCAUAGAGCUGCCAGGCAAAGAGCAGGCCUUCUGCCUCUUACAGUUCCUUCUUGCUUUUGCUCCUUCACCAGCACCGAUGACAAGUUUUGGCAAGAUCUUAUUUCAAUCUUACGAACCGUCUGUCCACGUGUACUUGCCUCAUGCAGUCGAUUCGCUAGCAAAAUUGCUUGCUAGGGACGAACCGAAUAGGACACAUUACAAAGCCAUAUUUGCUGUCGAUGCAGCUUCUUCGCCUCCUUGUGAGCUUCUGACUAGGACAUUUGGUUUGGCCAUUUGUCCUGUCCCAGACCAGAACAAAGAAAGUCGACCCGCCAACCUGCCUUCUUUUAUAGAGUCGCGGAAACCUCUAUUGAUGCAAGGACUCCUUGCUGCAGACAUCAUAGCCUCCCUCGCGCCUGGAUACGAAAGCGGCGUUACUCGCAGCUGGCUCUUGUCAAGCGAAGGCUUCGCUCAGAACCUAUACAAGCUGAUACGCUCUCUCUGCCAGCAAGCUGAGCCCAACCCACCUCCUGGGCGCGGAAACACAAGAGCACAGCCCAAGGAGGAUGCAGAUGUACUGCACAUUAUCAGCUGGGGAGUGUCACUGUUACGGAGGUUGUGUGAGCGGGCUCGCGAUCCGAAUGAUCCUGCCAGCAUCCCCCCCAGUGCCUUGCCAUCAAAGGACAGUCUUUUCAACACUUUCCAGACAUUGAAAGCCGCCAAAUGGGCUUCUCUUUUGGUUCAAUUGAGCUCCUACGCUGGGCUGGAAAAUUAG
Molecule: messenger RNA, 3279 nt
Organism: Truncatella angustata
Lineage: Eukaryota; Fungi; Ascomycota; Sordariomycetes; Amphisphaeriales; Sporocadaceae
Exons: 1
Coding region: 1-3279 (1092 amino acids)
Biological process (GO): regulation of transcription by RNA polymerase II
Cellular component (GO): nucleus; SWI/SNF complex
Molecular function (GO): transcription cis-regulatory region binding
Source: RefSeq, a predicted model, not a curated record